This is a messenger RNA of Melospiza melodia melodia, 9163 nucleotides long. It is a transcript of the gene FAM219A, whose product is annotated as family with sequence similarity 219 member A. Lineage: Eukaryota; Metazoa; Chordata; Aves; Passeriformes; Passerellidae. Bases 113 to 670 code for a protein of 185 amino acids. The record is from RefSeq and is a predicted model, not a curated record. The transcript has 6 exons.
GGUGUCGUUGUCAUUGUCGCUGUCGCUGUCCCCUCUCGGCGCCUGAGGAGCCGCCUGCGCCGCCCGCCCUGCUCCCCGUGCUCCGCCCGCCGCGCUCGGCGCCGCCGCCAAGAUGAUGGAGGAGAUAGACCGGUUCCAGGUGCCCGCCGUGCGCGCCGAGAUGCAGCCGCUGGAUCCAACAGCUGCAGCUAUUUCGGACAGAGAUUGUGAUACGAGAGAGGGAGAGACUGUAGCCAUGAACUAUAAGCCAUCUCCACUUCAAGUGAAAUUAGAGAAGCAGAGGGAGCUGGCUCGGAAGGGGUCCCUGAAGAAUGGCAACAUGGGAAGCCCAGUUAAUCAGCAGCCCAAGAAGAACAACGUGAUGGCGCGAACAAGGCUCGUCGUUCCCAACAAGGGCUACUCGUCGCUAGACCAGAGUCCAGAUGAAAAGCCCCUGGUAGCCCUGGAUACAGACAGUGAUGAUGACUUCGAUAUGUCCAGAUAUUCCUCCUCGGGAUACUCAUCAGCUGAGCAGAUCAACCAAGACUUGAACAUCCAGCUGCUAAAGGAUGGGUACCGGUUAGAUGAGAUCCCGGAUGACGAGGACCUCGACCUAAUCCCCCCUAAAUCUGUCAACCCCACCUGCAUGUGUUGCCAAGCCACCUCCUCCACCGCCUGUCACAUCCAGUAGUGAGGCCGGCAGGCUGUGAUCAGUGCUUUCCACUAUAACUGUAAAACUUAACAGCCAUUGCUUCCUCCUAUGGUAGGACGUGCACCUCUUUGUGUUCAUGGAGCCAGGAGAAACCAAAAAAUUCAUUUUAUGAUUGGUUGAUAACUUAUUUUAAACUAUGGUAAAACAAAAGAGAAGUUGCUCAAUGUGCCAGGCAGUGCCUGGCAGAGCUGACUAGUCUGGAGAGCGAAUGCAGAGGGGUCCAGAGAUACCUCCUUGGUUUGUUUAGGCACUGGGGAUAUUUUGUAAAGUGUCUUUUUCCAGAAUGGGAAAGGUCAGAUGGGACUUCAGGUAAUCCUGCCCACUGAAACCGAUCCAUUUGAAAGAUUAGGGCAAGUAGGAGGUAUCAAAGUGUUUUACCAAUGAGAGGAAGUCAGUUCUUAAUUCAUUCACUAAACCUGUUUCAUUCGCAUAACCAAAACAAUAUUAUAACUGGGGCACAGGAAUGGGGACGGACCAGGGCAUCCUUUCUUAUGGCAAGGCUAGCCAGGACUAGCAUGACACAAUUCAUUCACCUGCAAAAGGGACAAGUAGCUGACAUCUCACUGUGAGUCAGUACUAGCUAGAGCUGUUGUGUCACUUAGCCAAUGCAAUCUACCCUUAGCGCCACAUUAAAUUACCACCAAACACAUCAGGUUCAAUCUGCAAUCCACUCAUGCACUUCAAGGACUUGCUUAUUGCCCAGGAAUACCAACCACACUUGUGACUUCAGUUCAGUCACGUAUUCUGACUUCAGCCUGUAUUUAAUCCCUGUGCAAUCCAUCUCUUUCCAAAAAUCUUAAAUUUUGUUCAACUGAGAAGAAAUUAAUCCUGCAUGAGUCAGGACUUGAGAUGUGCUGAACAACAGUGCUGGAAAAGCUAGUUGAAGACAGCACAUUUUAAGAGUGCUUGACUCUUGAUAUUCUCUUGACACUGUGUCUCUGGGUGCUUGUGGGAGAAACUCAUUAAUGCUGAAGUCAUCAGUAUGGUGGGGUCAGACUUGAGAGGAAUUUUCAGCAGCAGCAGAGUUAUGAACAGCUUCAGCUGAAAGAUGCCCAUGAGAGGAAACUGCUGUUCACACCCUGUCUGCCCCAUUGUGAGCCAGACAUGGUACCAGGUCAGGAGCAGUUGGUGCUGCAAAAUUAGGAAACCUGUUACAUUAGGUUGCUGGUCUGAGCUCCCAGCUCACCAGCAGAUUGUUUUGAAUGCAGAAUCACUUCUGGAAUUAGGAAACAUGUCCUCUCCCUGACUGCAGCAUAUGCAAGGGAUGGGCUGGCAUUUUUCUUGGUGUUGAAAUCUUUUGCCACAGGCACAAUUCUUGUGUUUCCCUGGCCUUUCAGGAGGAAGGACCACCUGCCUUGGGUCAUCACCUGCUUUGUAGGCUAGGAAAGGAAAAAAAAUUAGGGCAGUUCUGAGCUUCCCAUCAGAAUUCCUGAGUCACAAAGCAGAGCCUGAGCUGCACCACAACAGAUGGAUUCCCCAUCUGAAAUCUAUAUGAAGUGAGCUGAGUCUUUAAGAAGUCUUAAUUAGUAGGAGAUUUUUUUAACAUCCUGGAGAUUUACUCUGUGCAGUGCAAAACUUGAUACCAGCCACAGUGUGAGUGAAAGAGCAGGCACACAAGAUUCCCAGGCUUAUUUACUAGAUGUUGUUGACAACUGUUAAAGCUGUGCUUGUCCCCUCUGCCUAAAAAACAUGCUGCCACUCUGGUUCCAGGCCAUAGAAAGAGGACUUGAAUGGUGCUGCUUGCUGAGCAUCCCUGCCUCUUCAUACAGAAGUGAUGGUUAACUUGCCAACUCUUGUGGGGAUAGUGUUCCUCAAGUGAAUUCAUCUCCUUUUCUCACUACCUGGUAGUGCUGCUAAGGGGGAAUAUUUCCAAAAUACAACUCAGGUAUGAGGUUGUCCAGAAGUGAGGGAAGUAGAGAGUACAGAAAAAGAUUAAAGGGAAAAACAUUCCUUAAGGAGUCUUUUUUAAUGGGGAAUGUCAUCAAAACAUAAUAGAAAUACCAUGGUCAAACCAAAUCCUGUAGGACAUGACCAAUGCUCUUUAAAUCUUCACUCUUCUGGAGAGGGACUUUGCAGUUCAGCACUGGUAUCAUGGAAUGUCUUCAUCACAUUUAUCCUCCUGGGUCAGUCUCUGUGCCUUCCAGCCAGGCUGCACACCUCAGCCUUUCCCACAGCCCUUGCUCAGGAGCUCAGAGCAUUUCAGAGUGCCUGCUAGAGCAACAAGCCAUCCCUUCACCUGGGCCAGCCACUGAGGGCUGAACACCCCACAGGUCUGCAUCAUGCUGCCAUCAUAGAAUCAUGCCAUCAUCCAGGUUCAAAAACACCCUUAAGAUCACCGAGUCCAGCUAUAGCCAAGCACUGUCCUGUUCAGUCUAGGAUAGAACGAGGCUUGCUGUUACUCUUAUCUCUCAGGGUUAACACCUUUCCUCUGAGGGACAGACUUAGUGGACUUGGCAGUGCUGGAUUAACAGUUGGAUUCUAUGAUCUUAAAGGUCUUUUCCAACCUGAGGGGUUGUAUGACACCCACUGUCCCAUGGCACCAUUACCAAGUCCUUUUAUUGCCCCUGUUGCUGGUUUUUGCCUGCCAUGUGCCCUGAGACAUUCCCCAGCCCUCCAACUGCCUUCAGCCCUUUGCAUUUUGUGAUGUGCAUCUGCUUCUAGCACAGCCCUUUAGGGAGGGAGGGAGAUUAAUUCAGAUGUUCCACUUGGUGCUUCCUCCAAAUACAAACCGAAGCACAACUCAAGCAUUUUUGCCUGUGCACAGAAGGAGUUGGUUGUAGAAAUAGUUGGUUUGGCAUGACAGUACAGGACCAUAAAAUGGCAAUUUUUUGGCUUCUCCUCUCUAUGCUUUGUGUUCAUAUAUUUUAUUAGGGGAAUAAUGUAGAAAGGGUGGGGAAAAGUAGUUACCUGUGUAGGGUUGUUAUCAGAGAGGCUGAGUGGCUUAAGGCAAUGCACAUGUGGCUGUCAUAGAAAACUGAACACUAACCCUUCUGAACUGCAGCCCCUUCAGCAGAUUAUGACCAUACAGCAUGUUUGUUGGCUCAUUAUGGAAUAUUGAGGACUGCCCAUUGGUAGGUAUCAACCACAGAUAUCAAUCCCCCUGUCUGGCCUCACAUUCAGACCUUUGCUUUAGCCAGCAGGUUUUCCAAAUGCCCUCAGAGUCACAGAAUAGGUAAGGCUGGAAGGGGCCACAGUGGGGUCAUCUGAUCCAGCCUCUCUGCUCAAGCAAACCUUGUUGGAUUUUAUGCUGAGGUGAUUUCCUGGGAAGGUGUGGUGAUAGAUGGCUGUCCUGGCGCUGCUAUCCUUAGACCAGUCUCUGCUAUCAGGGCCAGAAAAAGGCAGAAGGCAAGAGCACAGACUCUGUGACAACAUUUCUACAAAAUCUACAGAGCUGCUGGGUGCUCUCCUAAAUGCAGAUGGCAUGCAAGAAAGAAAAUUGUUCCUUUCUCCAGUCUUUGCACCAAACAAGAUGGCCCUCUCAGGCCACAUUUUCAAUCCAAAGUUGUACAGAAAACCAAGGGGAGGAACACCAUGGAGUAUGAAAUGCUGCAUUGCUGUCUAUCUAAAUUACCAUGCAAACAGCACUCUGUUCCAUCUCUCUUGUCUGCAAACACCACAUUUCCAGAUGUCUUUGGGAGGAGGAACCUCCUCCUAGUCUUGAGGAAGGUCUAUAGAUAGUGUGUUCAUGUGUUUGUACAUAAACCUCAGCUGAAAGGAGGCUGAUGCCCAUUCUGAAGGCUCAUUUGAUAUCUUACCAGACACAUCUUGAAGUAAGCCCUUGGAAGAGCCACUGGUUGAUAUCUGACAUUGCUGCAUGUCUGUCCCUAACAUGUGUGCUUGGCCAUUGGAUCUGCUGUGCUCUCCUGGCUGUCCUGCCUGCAAAUGCCUUGCAACUGCAAAACCAGGUGACCAUUCCUGCUGCAUGGACAUUGAGAGGAACUUCAGGACAGCUUCCCCCACAGACAAGAGAGACUCAGCUCCUUCUGGUUUGUUUCACCAGCUCUUGUCCCAAAGGAGGCACCCACUGUGUUCAGUGAUUCACUGGCUGACACACAGGUCUGCAAUCCUGAGCAGGAUCCUUCCCUUUCCAUGCACAGUCUGAUCCUGGGCUGGCCUGCAGGCUGUGCAGGAGAAUGCAGGAGGCUUGAAAAAUGCAGUGCCCUGUGUGUGACUCAACAGAAACAUGAAGAUGCUUUUGAAGAAAGGAAGGACCCAGCUGGGCAACAGAUGGAAGACCAGAAAAGGAAAACAAGCAAUAACUGGAAAGAUUGCCAAGUGCUGUUGUGGCCUUGGGCAGAUCCCAGUUGUCCGAGUUGAUCUGUCUCAGUGCAGUGCUGAUGCCAGCAGGGAGCAAAGCUUGCUUUCAGAUGUACACACCAGAAACAUCCUGUCCCUGAGCUGGCACUGCAGCCAGCUACAGCCCUGGUGGGUCUGCUGGACUCUUAAAGCACAGAAAAAUGAGAUCUUAGGUCUUUGCUGCUGUACGUUUUUGCUCUAACCUCGGGCAAGUCACAUCCCAUCUUGAUGUCAAUUCCCUUCUGGGGCACAUGGGAGAAACCUGCCUUCCCAAAGUGCUGCCACCAUCCUGCAUGGAUACUGUCAAGUGUGAGAGGCACCAUUGAUAGGACAGUUCUGCAAGAAGGAUGUAAAUAUAAUGCUUUAGAAAUUUAAUUCCUGUUUUCAAAGUACUACUCUGCUUUCCCUCUCUUUACCAUCUUCUGAUGUUCCUCACGCAUGCCAGAAUGCAGCAGGGUCGAGGUUAGUACAAAGGUUAAACAUCUUUGGAGAAAGAUGUUUGUCAAGGAUGUGUUAUCCAGUUACUUGGCAGCUGACUCUUGCACAGCUGGCUUCUGAGUUUGCCUGCUCCCAGAGGGAACAUGUACAAAGAUGUGAUGACCCAACAGCACCAUCCACUGAUAGCAGAAUUAAGGAAUUUAGGAGUACAGCUUGGGAUGGCAAGUAGUCACAAAGGAGAACAGAGGAUUGAAAUGCUCAUUUUUGGGAUAUUCCUAUGGCAGUUUCAUGCUCCUGCUUUUAGCAACCAUAUGAUUAUCUUAGCCUUUAGACUGGUGGUUCUGUCUGGGCUCAUCCUUUGCUUUUCGAUUCUCACUUCACACCCACAUGGGGUACUGCCACUCUUACCUAGAAUGCCGUAGGCUUUGGCACCUGGCUGCUGCUUAGCUCAGCAAGCUUGGGCUGCAUGAUCAAAAGCAACGUCUGCAUAGAGGAGCAGUGCCACAGGGCUAGCUGGGAAGGCAUGGAAAGGUCUUCAUUUUAAGCUGCUUUUCACCUCUAGGCAUACUUGUCUAUUCCUUUCAAGACUCAGCUGUGAGAGGGAUUGCUCCAAACUGCACCUCAUCAGAAAAACCCACCUUUGUUACAGAACCACACAAGACCUGAAGCAGAAGGGCCAGGAAUUUAGCAUAAAGAGAGAUUUUGUGGCUGGGAUUAUCUGCAGGAGGUCAGUGGAGGUUUCUCAUAGGGGUUGUGGUCCAUAUUUUAACUUCCUGUAUUAUGCAGCUGAGCUGCUGCAUUGCUUCCCAAAAAUUACAGCUAAUUCCCUUCCUUUGCCCCACUUGACAUUGUUGGCAGUCCCAGGAUGACAGCAGCUGAACACUGCCUGUCUGAGCACAUCUUUGACAGCUUGCUGGGGAGGCAGAGGCUGGGACUGACUGAGAUCACACAGAGCACAGCCCCAUGGCCCACGCAAGCAUGCAGCAAACCAUGUCACAGAGCAGGUUGCAGCUUUCCCUGGUGCUUACUUGAAAGCAGUAGGCACCAGGAAAAGGCCACUGGAAGGCCAUCCUAUGUCUCAUUGCUACUAAGAUAUUUACCCUCCCAGAGCAGCAUUUCUCCCCUAGCUGCCCAUGCAGUUGUACCAGGUGUGCUCCUGGGAAGCACUGCUCUUCACCCAGGCUGCCUUUCUGCCUUUGCAACCUAAAUAAGUUGCAACUCCAUUUGGUACCCACCUUCCUCAAGCCUCCAUGAUUUGGGAGACACAGUUUGUUGAGAGAUAUAAUAUAGACACAUGGAAAGAGCUGAAAAACUUGGGCAAGCACUCUUCAUGACAGAUCUUCAUGUCCACCCCCAGUUCACACAUUUGUUUGUUCCAUUUCUUUGCAUGGAGAAGCUGCAGUAGCAGCUGUGUUCAACUUGUGGCUGCCUCUGUCCCAAGACAAACCCCAAGCAAAAGUCAGGCCAGCUGUAGGUCCAUGAACAGAUGGGGUGAGAAUCAGACAGGAGGCUGGGAUUUCUCUUCACCCACAUGAAGGCUGUGGGGCUGAGGAUUCACCAGGUUCGUGCAAAACCUGGUGAGAUGCAGCCCACCAAGCCGGAUGCCUUCACCCUCCUGGCCUCAGUGCUAUGGGUCCAGGUCUGUGGUCCCAGACCUGCCAACCCACGUGCUCCUGGUGUGGGCUGGAGUCCUGCAGCAGAGGCCUUAGUGGGGAGCCUGUUGGCUCUGCUUUUGCUGCACUGGGGCAGGGUGCUGUGAGAUACUGGUGGGGCUGUAGUUCUGCCGGGAGAAAGACUCUGGUGGAGGAUGAAGUCUUUGCGGGGGAGACAAUUCAGAAAGUUGGGGUUUUCCCCUCCCCUUUUUGCACUUUUUAAACCCUUUUUACUCCUUCCACAGAGGUUAUUGAGCCUUCAGUUUAAUAAGGGAGAUGAGCUGCCAUUAAAUAAGUUUCUGAAGGGUCUGAAAGCAGGUGCUGGCUCGCGUGCAGAGCUGGUCUGUGCCUGACACGAUUUCCAGACCUCAUUGUCCAACCUGUAGCAGAGUCACCCCAUGAGCUGGGCAAGGACUGGGGUGGUAGGGUCAGCACUGGCCAUCAUGCCAAACAGCCAUGGCUUCCCAAACUGAAGAAGAAUCAGACCAGAAAAUGGGGGAAGGAGCAACCGCAGUAGAAGGAUAGCUAGUUGUCACAAGUAAUCUUCGGUAUCCGUGUCCAGUGGUUAGUCCUAGAAUUGCAAGCCUUGUUAUAUUGCACACACGUCCUCCUUCCACUCCCCUUUUCUCAAAGCAGCCGUCGCCUUUCUUCCCCCUGCCCCAUGCACUAGUGAUGAGCAUCAGAGGCAGUUGCACCAAAGUGAUUCUCAGCCCAGUUCUGCAUCCCCCCUUCUCACCCAAACCCAAGGCAACCCGGACAGUUGUUGGCCUUCACAAGUCUAGUAACUCCAGUUGGGUUUUUUUCCUUGUGUUUCAUGGCUUCCUUCCCAUGCACUCUAGCAGGGCAGUACAGGAGGCUCUGAUCAUGUCCCAGGAAGUUUCUUUGCCCCCAGCAGCACCUUGCAGACAUGCACCUUACUGGGAAUGUACUGGGUCAAUGCUGGUGAGAUCUGGCACUGCCGAUCUUGAAUGGGUGGCAGCUGAUGGGGAUCCACCCAAGGAAGUUGGCAGAAAGUGGCUACUGUCCCUUUUCUUUUCUUUUUUGAGGGAAAGGGGGAUUUUUUUGGCAUUACAAUUAUUGUCCAUCUUCCAGUGGCCAAGUUCUGGGCUGCAUUAAUAAUUGGGGUUCACUGGCUGUCCAGGCAGGUGUGGAGCUCUGCACCAACCUUAAUAGCAAAUGUCAUGGCUGUAGCCAGAGCCUGUGUACAGGAUGGGUUUCUCCCAUGCUGGCAAAGUACUUUCAGCAGGCUCCAGAUGGACACUUCUGGCAGACAGAAAAACAGCACUCCUCCAAGUCCAGAACAAAUCUGCACUUCCAUUUUGUGUCCUCAGCAUGGGAAAAAAAAUCAGCCUGAGCAAAUGCCUUCCUGGUCUCCAUUCCCCGUGUGGUGCCUGGUGCCCCAGGGGAAGGGGUGGUGGGAGGUAUUUCAAGGUCACCAAAAGCAAGAUCCUUUUUGGAUUUAUUUAAUGGAAAUACAUUUCAGGACAGGAGACCUCCCGACCUUUGUGUUAAUCUCAAGAGCAGAUGAAUUUCUGGCUGUCCUUGCAUAUAGUGAAAUAUAGCUGAAACAGCCAAUCACAAAUAGAGUUAAAUGUAGGGUUUGACCUGAAUAACCUUUUAAUUAGGAAGAUAAAUUUGUUGUAGCUUGACCUUAGUCCUUGUUAGGAACCUGCUAAUCAUUUGACAUGCAGAGUGUAUUAAUGCUGCACUUAACUUGGCCAUUGUUUUUUUUUAUCUGGUUUUGGGAGUUUUCUCACUUCCGAAGCAUCAGUCUGCAUCCUGUAUGGGUUUUCUUUUGUUCCCUUUUUUCCCAUUCAGAUCAUGUAGCACACUGUUGUACUUUUGUUCCCGUCUGUGUAGAGUAUUGCCUUAAACAAAUCAGUUGUGUUUUGGUUUGUUUUGGGUUUUCUCUUUUCUACCAUCAGUUUUAUGCAUUAAUUUAUUUUAAAACGUGGGGGUUUUUUUCAAAAACAUGAAAAACGUGUAUAGUAUUUUUUUUUAACAUUUCCAUUGCAGUAUUUAUCAUUGUUACUGGUUGUGUGUAGUGUAACGGAAUUAAUGAUAUUAAAAAGCAUACAUAUGAAAA